This is a messenger RNA of Salarias fasciatus (jewelled blenny), 1253 nucleotides long. It is a transcript of the gene gosr1, whose product is annotated as golgi SNAP receptor complex member 1. Gene Ontology annotation, biological process: vesicle fusion; inter-Golgi cisterna vesicle-mediated transport; endoplasmic reticulum to Golgi vesicle-mediated transport. The coding region runs from base 18 to 764 and encodes 248 amino acids. Lineage: Eukaryota; Metazoa; Chordata; Actinopteri; Blenniiformes; Blenniidae. The transcript is spliced from 9 exons. Gene Ontology annotation, molecular function: SNAP receptor activity. The record is from RefSeq and is a predicted model, not a curated record. Gene Ontology annotation, cellular component: SNARE complex; Golgi medial cisterna; cis-Golgi network.
GUCACAGAACAACAAAGAUGGCUGGGAUAGGAAGCAGCAACUACUGGGAAGAUCUGCGAAAGCAGGCCCGACAGUUGGAGAAUGAACUUGACCUGAAACUGGUCUCAUUCAGUAAAUUGUGCACCAGCUACAGCGGCUCCAGGGACGGGCGUCGAGGAGAAACGUCGGACACUACGCCACUGCUGAACAACUCUACGCAGGACAGGAUGUUUGACACCAUGUCAGUGGAGAUCGAGCAGCUGCUGGCCAAACUUACUGCAGUUAAUGACAAGAUGGCGGAGUACACCAACACCCCGGGCACAGCGUCUCACAAUGCCGCUCUCAUGCACACACUUCAGAGACACAGAGACAUCCUACAGGAUUACACGCAUGAAUUCCACAAAACCAAAGGCAACUUCCUGGCCAUUCGGGAAAGGGAAGAUCUGCUCGGAUCUGUCAGAAAAGACAUUGAGACGUAUAAGAGUGGCUCCGGGGUCAACAACAGAAGAACAGAGCUGUUUCUCAAAGAGCACGAACAUCUGAGAAACUCGGACCGACUGAUGGAUGACACAAUAAGCAUUGCUAUGGCGACCAAGGAGAACAUGACCUCCCAAAGGGGCAUGCUGAAAUCCAUCCAGAGCAGGGUCAACACACUGGCCAACCGUUUCCCAACCAUCAACAAUCUGAUCCAGCGGAUCAACCUGCGGAAGCGACGGGACUCUCUCAUCCUCGGCACUGUGAUCGGUGUCUGCACCAUCCUUCUGCUGCUCUACGCCUUUCACUGAACCCCGCGGCUGGUCGCAUCAGUCCAGAAGAAUUGACGGGCUCUUUGUAGCAAGGGGACUCCCUCCCCCGCCCCCCUGCCCCCCCCCGGAGACCGAGCUCUCAGUGGUUAAAGGACAGAAGGACAUUCAGUUGGUCCAGUUCUGGGACAGGAACGCAUUCGGCCUGUAUUUAGGAGGACAGAUUGAGAGCUGGAUGUUCUUCUGCCAGCAAGAGAAUGAAGACCAAAAUGACUAGAUUAAAAAAAGAAGCUUUGUCAGGUUAAAUGAUCGAAGAGGCUGAGACUGUGAUUCAUUUUUUUUCCUCUUUUUUUUCUACAGGUGAAAGAAGUUUUAGUUCAUUGGUUGUUUUUAAUUAAUGGAGUGGGACCGAUCUUUCAUUGUGGGCUGUAUAAUGUGAAUUAAUAAAUUAUUCAUAUCAGUAUGUACAAAAGAGGUGUGUGAUACUAAAUAUGACUUUUAUCUCUAAUAAAAAUUGAAACAAGGCAGUGA